AUGGAACACCAGACUACGAAUAUGCGCGAAGCCGUUCCUGUGGACAAGAGGGUCACCGUCGCCCUUUAUAAGCUUUGUUCAUCUGCCGAGGACAGGACAAUCGCCCACUUCUUUGACAUGGGCAGAUCCACGGUCGACAUCAUUUAUCGCGAGUUCUGCGAAACUGUGGUGGCAUCGUCGGAACCUAAGUGGGUCAACAUGGUAACUGGAAAUGACAUGGAGAACCACAUCGGGGAAUUCUAUGCUUCCACCGGAUUCCCGCAAGGUUUCGGUGCUCUGGACGGAUGCCAUUUCCCGGUUUCUCCUCCAAAGGAACACGCCAGCGACUAUUAUAACUACAAAGGCUGGCACAGCGUGAUACUGCUCGCACUGGUGGACCACUGUUACGUGUUCCGGUACACAAACGUUGGAUCAUCGGGAAGGUGCCACGAUGCACAUGUCCACCACCAGACAAGCCUGUCUGGCCUUGUUUUGGGGCCCACAUUCAGGCAGCCAACCACCAUGAUAAGCGGCGUUGCUGUGCCCCCACUGAUACUUUGUGAUCAGGCGUUUCCCCUCACGCCGAACCUUAUUAAACCAUUUGCGAGCACUAGCAGCACUGAAGAGCAAAAGCAUUUCAACUAUCAGCUGUAG
Molecule: messenger RNA, 633 nt
Organism: Dermacentor silvarum
Lineage: Eukaryota; Metazoa; Arthropoda; Arachnida; Ixodida; Ixodidae
Exons: 2
Coding region: 1-633 (210 amino acids)
Source: RefSeq, a predicted model, not a curated record